This is a messenger RNA of Folsomia candida, 1888 nucleotides long. RefSeq lists its product as uncharacterized. Lineage: Eukaryota; Metazoa; Arthropoda; Collembola; Entomobryomorpha; Isotomidae. Bases 116 to 1636 code for a protein of 506 amino acids. Gene Ontology annotation, molecular function: transmembrane transporter activity. The record is from RefSeq and is a predicted model, not a curated record. The transcript is spliced from 6 exons. Gene Ontology annotation, cellular component: membrane. Gene Ontology annotation, biological process: transmembrane transport.
AACAGAGAUACAGCUGGAUCUGUUCAAUUAGCAGUGCAAAAUACAGGAGUUUAAAGAAAUCAGAUAAACAUUUGAAAAGUUUCUGUUUAAUUGAACUAAGAAAUUCUUAGUAAGAAUGCCUCUGAAUAAUGAGAGAAGAUCAUUUUGGAUCUCGUGCAAGGAUUUGUCGGUAGAACCGGCCGGAUUCCUCCUCGUGCUCAGCAUGGUAGUUUCUACUCUCUUGUUUCAAAAUAUCAGGAUGGAAACGACUUGUCGUGUCGAUCUGGGCUACGAUAUGGAAGUCUGCAAAGAGAUUAUUAACAAAGUCAACAUCACUUACAAAACAGAGGAGCGCGAAAUUCAAAAAGCCGUCGCGGGUAUUCAAGCCGUCACGUCCGUCGUGUUCAGCUGUAUCACCGUCUUCGUCGUGUUCUUCACCGGACCAUGGAGUGACACCCACGGGCGGAAAAUUCCCCUCGUCAUCUCAACCAUGGGAUUAAUGUUAAUGCCAACGAUGAUGAUCGUUGGCUACCUAUGCCUCGGAAAAAUUAGCGCCGUCUACAUCUCACUUCUCGCCAUGUUGCCGACCACCUUGAGCGGCGGCGCUACAGUGUACUCUAUGUCGGCGGGAUCGUACAUUUGCGAUACGACAACGCCGAAAAACAGGACGGUGAGAAUGGGCGUCUUCUGGGCAUCCGUGAGAUCCAGUACGCCCAUCGGGUUCAUGCUUGGCGGACUCUUAAUGAAGUGUCAAGUCGGAAUGGUAAAGUCGCUACUAAUUCCUGUGGGAUUAUCGGGAUUAGCGUUUCUUAUAGUGUUCUUGAAGGUCAGAAACGGAAAACCGGAGGCAGUCUUUAUCGAUAGCGGGGAAAAUGGCGGGACCGCUAAAUAUAGCGGGGAAAACGAUGAGGUGGAAAAAUUUAGUGGGGAAAGAGAUACGAUUGAAAAAUUUAGCGGGAAAAAUGAUAGGACCGCUAAAUAUAGCGGGGACAAACCUUGCUGGAGAAAAUACAACCCGGUAACGAAUUUGAUACAAGUGUUUGGGAUGCUGUUUCAAAAGCGGGAGCACGCUUUGUGGUUCUACUUGCUGAUUUUGGCCCACAUUUGCUACGCUUCGCCAGGUGCUGAGCAAUCACUUGUGUACCUCUUCGUCAGGGAGAGACUUCAGUGGAAUAUCAGCAAUUUUGGGUUCUUUUCAAUGAUUAACUGGGUGCUGAGUGCGGGUGGGGUUUUUCUUUCGAUGUUUGUGUUAAGCAAAACUCUUAAACUGUCCGAUCCACUAGUGGGAUUUGUGUCAGGAAUAAGCCAGAUUUCGGGAUCGACAAUGUACGCGUUUACUACGACGCGGAUAAUGAUGUUUUGCGCCUCCGUCCUGGACAUGAUGAAUGGCACAAUUGGAGUUGUUGUUAAAUCCAUGCUCUCAAAAUCGGUGGCGAUUAACGAAGUCGGUAAAUUAUUCGCACUACUGGGCGCGAUUGACAGCCUUCUCCCAUUGGUCACCAUGCCAACGUACGCUUUCGUGUAUCGCAGUACGGUAACAUUCUUCUCAGGAGCUUUCUUCCUCCUCUCGGCAGGGAUAACGCUACCCGUGGAAAUUAUUUUUAUGAAUGGGUGGAGAUAUUGGGAGUCAGAUGUGGAUAACGUACGCCGGAGAUGACAAGGAAGCGGAAGCGUGGAAAUGUAUCGGCCUGGGACGGUCUCUAAGGCGAAGUUUGACCACGAGACCGCUCGGUGUCAUUAUUUCCGAAGACGUAUCACAGGAGAUGAAGGAGCUACUGAAAUCCGAGUUUCAAGUUUGUCGCCGUAUAAACCCAAGGGGAAAACCUAAGGAUGGGAGAAACUUGCAAUUCCGCUCACUGGCAAAACUUGACAUCCUCCGAAUUCCUCAACUCAAAGGCAGCGUAUUUCU